AUGGACGGGACACAAGCGGGGGAAGGGGACGACGACAAGAAGAAGAAGAAGAAGAAGACGGAAGAAGACGCGGUGCAACUCCGGAGGAAGAUCGGCCUGCUGCCCGCCGUGUGCUUCAUCGUCGGCACAGUGGUGGGCAGCGGGAUCUUCAUCGCACCCAAGGGAGUGCUGGUGAACAGCGGCGGCAGCGUGGGGGUCUCCCUGCUGGUGUGGGUGCUGAGUGGGGUCCUCUCGACGCUCGGGGGCAUGUGCUACGCUGAGCUGGGCACCACUUUCACAAAGUCAGGGGGCCACUUCAUUUACCUCCUGGAGACGCUGGGGCCGCUGCCCGCCUUUUUACGGCUCUGGAUCGAGUGCCUCUUCAUCAGGCCGGCCUUGGCGUCCACCGUGGCCCUGGCGUUCGGCCGCUACGUGGUGGAGCCGUUCUUUACGCCGUGUGCUGCUCCCAUAGAGCUCAUCAAACUGGUCAGCCUCCUGGGGUUGACGUUUGUCGUGGCCAUCAACUGCUGGAGCGUGACCUUGGCCUCCCGCACUCAGGUCACCUUGACCUUCAUCAAGAUGUUCGCUCUGGUCCUCAUCAUCGUCCCCGGAGGCAUCGCGCUGGCCAAAGGAAAAACAGAGAGUUUCCAGAACAGUUUCGAGGUGGACCCGUCGGCGUUGGAUAUGUUGCCCCUGGCCUUCUACAACGGCCUGUAUGCGUACGGAGGAUGGUUUUAUCUCAACUACAUCACAGAAGAGGUCAAAAACCCAAAUAGAAACAUCCCGCUGGCCAUCAUCUGCUCCAUAGUGAUGGUGACCGUCUUCUACGUGCUCAUCAACGUGGCCUACUUCACCAUGAUGACCCCCGCCGAGCUGCUGCUGUCUGAGGCCGUGGCCGUGACGUUCGCAAACCGCGCUUUCCACGGACUGGCCUCCGUGAUUCCCAUUCUCGUGGCGCUGUCCUGCCUCGGGGCGCUCAACGGGGGAAUCUUCGGAACACCCAGGAUGCUGCUGGUUGGAGCCAGGGAGGGCCACUGGCCCCAACUGUUUUCCAUGAUUCACGUCCGCAGACACACGCCUUUGCCCGCCGUGCUAAUCCUGUACCCCUUGAUGGUGUUGAUGUUAGUCAUGGGGGACAUCUACCAGCUCAUCAGCUUCGUCUCCUUCUCCCGCUGGUUCUUCAUCGCCUUGGCAACCUUGGGGAUGAUCCUCCAUCGGUAUCGCUUCCCCGACUACGUACGACCUUUCAAGGUGCACCUGUCCGUGGCGGUCAUCUUCACGGUGGUCUGCUUCUUCAUCGUGGCUCUGUCUCUGUACUCGGACCCCUGGAACACCGGGAUCAGCUGCGCGCUCACACUGAGCGGGAUCCCAGUUUACUACGGGACCGUCUACCGCUACCGCCUACCGCACCGAUUGACACGCUUCUUUGACUACAUCAGCAAGCAGCUGCAGAUCCUGCUGGAAGUGGCUCAACAGGAAGUCCAGACGUACUGAAGAUGUCUUUCUGCUGGAUACCAACCAAGUCCAACAAUGUGUUUUUGUUUAGAUUCUAAUUCUGUGAUUUAACCUUCCAUUUGGAUACUGGACUUAUUUUAAGAUAAACAGGUCGUAAAAUGUUACUAUUACUUCUUAUUUGUAACACCCUGUUCUGUUUCUCCUGUGUCUCCUCUGUCUUAAUUGUUUAAUUCUCUGCACCUGCCCUCAGCCACUCUUGUCUCGUUAGUGUCUGAUGUCGUACACCUGUGUUUCCCUUGUCUGGUGUCGGAUUGUCGUCUAUAGUUCUGUGUCCUUUUCCCGUCGUCCUGUCCGUGGUCCUGGUUCUGCUUGUUGACCCUGCCUGCCCUGAACCUGGAUCCUCUGCCUGCCCCUUUUGGACCUUGUUUUUUGUAAACUGUUUUGCCUCAUUAAAGAGUGCUUUUUUGUUGUUAUUCAUA
Molecule: messenger RNA, 1913 nt
Organism: Pseudoliparis swirei
Lineage: Eukaryota; Metazoa; Chordata; Actinopteri; Perciformes; Liparidae
Product: cystine/glutamate transporter
Exons: 12
Coding region: 1-1473 (490 amino acids)
Biological process (GO): amino acid transmembrane transport
Cellular component (GO): membrane
Molecular function (GO): L-amino acid transmembrane transporter activity
Source: RefSeq, a predicted model, not a curated record